AUGUGUCUGGAUACACAGGGAAGGAAGGUUGUUGUUUCACUCAGGUUAAGGAUUAAUAGGAUACAGGAAAAAAUUGUUUUUGGUGUGGGUUGGAUAUCUAAGAAAGGGAUGGCCGGACUUGAUGUUAAGGAUAUAUAUAGUUUGGAGGGUGGUAUGGCGGGGAGGUUUUUGAGUAGUGGUGGGUGUGGUAGUGUGCAGGGCAGCAGGGUGGCGAAUGGAGCGGGAUCGGCAUCUUCGUCGUUGUCGUCGUGUUCUCGGAGAUGUUGUGGGUCGGUUAAUGUGUUAUUUAGCUCGUCGCAGCCCACGUCGCCCACGUCGAGGAGCAUGGUGCAGCAAGUUGAUGUAUCGCGGGAGGUGGGUGGGGAGGUGAUGGAGAAGAGCAAGGUGGUUAGUGUUCAGGAAUGGAGGGAAUUGCAGGAAGGGCUGAGACAGGCGGUAGUUUUGGAUCUGAGUAACCAUGGGUGUCAGUAUUUUAGUGCUAGUAGUGUUGUGCAUCUGUCGUUUCCCAGCACGUUACUGCGGAGGCCCAAUUUUCAGUUUGACAAGUUGAUGCGGACUCUGAAUGACGAGACGCGGGACAGUUUAUUGGCGCAGUUGGAGACGUGUGAUGGGAUUUUGAUACUGGAUGAUGGGUCGUCGUAUUGGUCUAGCUGUAUGCAGUCCACGGUUGCGGUGAUCAGGAAGCUUAUAUUGUAUUUGGAGGAGCAGGGGGAGAUUGCAGAGAAGCCGGUUUUUCUUCUGCAGAAUGGGGUGAAGGCUUUUGAGGAGCAACAUCACUUUGCGGUGCCGAAGGGUACGAAGGAGGUGAUGCGCUGCGGUGGCAGCAGCAGCAGCAGCGGUGGUAGGAGUGCUGAAGGCAAUGACGGUUCGGUAGAGAUCAAUGGGUCAGCAAGGGAUGACAGGGGCAGGCCGAAGAUUACGCUGAAGCUGUGCAUUCCGGAGCAGCAGCCUGCGUCGUUGGCCAGCAGCAGUAAAGGAUAUCGGGGCUGCGGUACAUCCGCAGAGUUAUUUAUUCAGUCUAUGAAGGGAGACACGUUUCAUUAUUCGCCCGGGACCCUGGUAAAAUACUUCAAGUACCGUACUCCCAAUAAGUUACCCAGCGAGGUGCCAGCUUGGUUACGGCCGUUCAACUCUAAUAAUAGUGAUAUAUUGCAAGAGAUCUUGGCCAAGUUUAGAUUGCUUGAGAAAUUGGAAAUAAAACGAUUGCAGAAGUGCCUGUCUAGCGUGACUCCAGGGGGAGGAUGUUUGAAGGUUGCAAAGCACAAAUCAACUAGCCUAUACUCCCUGAAGCAAUUUCAGAAGCAAUUUAUUCUCUCAUCCCGUAGAUCCGAUGCUAGUCACCAACAGCACCAGCAUCACCAGCAACACCUCCCUUUGGAUGACUGCGACGAAUUCGAUGACUCGGGGGAAAAUAAAAACGCCGACUCUUACACUGCUGAAAUAGACAGUUCUAAAUUGAAGCGGGAUAUACACGAAGAAUUAAACGAUGACGAAAACAAAGAGAUUGUGAAUAAAUUAUUAGCUCGCGACCCCAGCUGUGUUCCGGAGGCAGACGAAGGACAAGAAACCCCCCUAGAUAAGUAUGUUAUCACCAAGGGGAUCAACUCCUUUACUAAGAACAGAUACUCAAAUAUCAUCCCAUAUGAACAUACUAGAGUUAGGCUAGAACCGUCUCCCAUUUGGAACGAGCCUUAUUCCAGACAAGUCCCAUCCCAAAGCUCCUUGAGCCUUCAAACAACGCCACCGCCCCUGACAAGUCAAGGGAAUAGUUACAUUAUUAAUUCUAAAAACAAAAACAAAAACAAAAACACCAAUGACCCGAUUGAACACUUGAAAGUAUCUGCAACCUCUUCCUAUUUUACUAAACGAACGGAAUUCCCAACAAACAAAUUCACUUCAUUAGCAGGUUCCUCCUCCUCUUCACCUCACGAACCCUUUAACGACUACUUUAACGCCAACUACCUGAACCUGCCGGAGAUCAAUAACAAAUGCAAGUAUGUUGCCACACAAGCCCCAUUGUUAUCUACAAUUGAUGAUUUUUGGAAAGUGGUCACGUCGAAUAAUGUCAAAGUUAUAGUGUCCUUGAACUCAGACGAUGAAUUAAAUUUAAGGAAAUGGGAUAUAUACUGGAAGUCUGAUAGCAUACAGAAGUACGACAUCACGGUGUUGAAUCAUUUCGAAAAUGUAUGCGGCUUAGAUGGUGCCGUAAUUCGCGUAUUUGAACUCAGAAGGAGGUCAAAGUUGCUAACCGAUUCUGCAGAUAUGAAUAGAAAUAAUAUGAAGACACAUCUAGUAUACCAACUCCAAUACAAAAAAUGGUUGGACUCCUGUGGGAUAGUUAUGUCCGAUUUCAUAAAGUUGUACAACAUUAAAAAUUCAUUGCUCAAUAAUCCAAAGACUUUUAUCCAGAAACUAUUAAAGGGUGAACAAGAUCCACAACACAUUGUUGACAUGAACCAAAGCAUCUUUUGCGAUAGUGAACCGCCAUCACCAUUAUUGGUUCAUUGUAGCGCAGGAUGUGGGCGCACAGGCGUGUUUAUCACAUUAGAUUUCUUAUUAAACAUCUUCCAACCUCCAUUAGAAAAGUAUAACAAGAUAGAUGUUUGGAAUAUGACUGAAGAUCUAUUAUUUAUUGUUGUUAAUGAACUCAGAAAGCAAAGAAUCUCAAUGGUCCAGAAUUUGACACAAUAUAUUACUUGCUACGAAAGUCUAUUAGAGUUCUUUUCGCUAAGGGAAAGUCAUAAAAUGAAAUCAUAA
This is a messenger RNA of Eremothecium cymbalariae DBVPG#7215, 2757 nucleotides long. It is a transcript of the gene PTP2, whose product is annotated as tyrosine protein phosphatase PTP2. NCBI's taxonomy places the organism in Eukaryota, Fungi, Ascomycota, Saccharomycetes, Saccharomycetales, Saccharomycetaceae. The transcript has a single exon. Gene Ontology annotation, biological process: protein dephosphorylation. Gene Ontology annotation, molecular function: protein tyrosine phosphatase activity. Bases 1 to 2757 code for a protein of 918 amino acids. The record is from RefSeq and is a predicted model, not a curated record.